Molecule: messenger RNA, 135 nt
Organism: Mesorhabditis spiculigera
Lineage: Eukaryota; Metazoa; Nematoda; Chromadorea; Rhabditida; Rhabditidae
Source: the annotation of a GenBank genome assembly
AUGAAGGAAUCGCGUCUUUGGAUCCCGAGCCUCCUUCGUCAAACUCGAAUGGCGUUCCGAAUGGGUGGCGUGUUCAGCAUCGCCGUGUACCUUCUCGUCUGCGCGCUCGUCCACCUGCCCGACGUCCGCGCCGCG